Molecule: messenger RNA, 1405 nt
Organism: Mercenaria mercenaria
Lineage: Eukaryota; Metazoa; Mollusca; Bivalvia; Venerida; Veneridae
Exons: 3
Coding region: 103-471 (122 amino acids)
Source: RefSeq, a predicted model, not a curated record
AUAGUGUUUUCCCAUUUCUCCAGAAUGGUAUAUCCCAAGCCAGGAAUAUUCUCAUAAAAUCGAUAUUGUGUUAGUGUCUGUUUUACUCUGCAGUGUGCAGAUAUGAAUUUCUCGAAAAGUGUUGGAGUUUUCUUGGUAGUUAUUUUUGGGUUUACAUACGUAAAACACGUACAGUCUCUACAGUGUUACAACUGUGUGGCAUGCAAUGACCCAUUUGAUGAAGAUGGAAACAAAAAUAAUGCAAUGUCAUGUACUGGAUCCUGUCUGAAAAUCAGCUAUGGCGACAAAGCUGUACGUACGUGUUCGCCGAUCAGCUUAGGCGAUAGUUGUGAAGACUAUACAUACGAAGGACAUGAAGCAAACAGAUGUUCCUGCACCACAGAUAAAUGCAACCAUUCUAACAGCUUACAUUUAUCUCUCGUCAGCACUGUGGCACUUCUAGCUGCAGCUUUCUACUUCAAGAGGCUUUAGCUACAAGGAUAUUUUCAACGUUUUAUAUUUUACACUUUGAUACAUUAUAAAGACUGGUGUGAAAUUUUCAUUGUUUACGCAUUCUUUUCGGAAAUCUUUGGCUCUUGCAAGCUGCUGACUUCAAUAGGAGUGUUGAAAACCGUCAUAUCAUAUUGAUAAUGUGUUUAAAUAAGUAAUUAAGAAAAGGCUAAACCCUGUGAAUCGCGUGACUAGGAUUGGUAUGAUAUGUUUAAACAGAUGUUCGUUGUCUUUGCCCACUCUUUGUACUUUAAGUUUAACUUCCUAAAGUUUGGUUAUCUGCGAAGAAACAGAAUAAAAAGCAAAGAAUAUUCACAAUACCAACUGAUACACUUCUAAGUACUGUAAAAGUAAAUGCUAAUACGUUUUAUAAGCAUUGAUUUCUCAUAUCUUGCCAGUUUUAAUCAACCCAUGAUCUAUUCUACAAUGAUAUCACUAUAUGUUUCAUUAGCCUAUUCUCCAUGCGAUAUUCCGUCGCUUCUCCUUUAUGCAAAUUUAUAGUAUGCAAGUAAUCUGAGAGCAUUCUGGGACGGUUCAGGCAAUUCUGUAUCCAAUUAAAUAAAGCUUCUAAUAAAAUACUUAGUCAUGUAUGCCCGCUUCAAAUCUACAUUACUUGCAACUAAAACUAAUCUGUAAAGUAACUUGUAAGUUCAACAACAGGUCUGCUGCUUUUGCAUAAUCCCGUAGUGCCUUCUGUAUAACCAAGACUGUGUGCACAGAUGUUUCAUCUUGCUUGUACAAUUCCAGCAGGCAAAAACAGCCUAGUACUCGAUUGCUCGAUAUCAGCUUACAGACAUUUUAUUAUUAUCAGUGUUUAAAAGAUGGAACGGUGCCAGAAAGUCCUAGGCUUUACCUGCAAAACUGUUGUAAAAUGGUCUUUAUCUAUGCAACUUGUAACUUAAAAGUUGUAGUUUAA